ACUGCUGUACUGCAGUGUAUAGCUGGGGGAAGCCCAGCUCCACGUUUGAAUUGGACUAAAGAUGAUGGUCCCCUGGUGGUCACUGAGCGACAUUUCUUUGCUGCUGCAAAUCAACUGCUCAUCAUUGUAGAUACAGGACCUGAAGAUGCAGGGAAAUACACAUGUAGCAUGUCCAAUACGCUUGGAACUGAAAGAGGUCACAUUAACCUUUACGUACUGUCAUCCCCCAAUUGCGACUCUUCCCAAAAUGUCAUAGGCUAUGAAGAAGAUGGCUGGACUACUGUGGGCAUUGUUAUAAUUGUCGUUGUCUGCUGUGUGGUGGGAACAUCGUUGGUCUGGGUUAUUGUCAUAUACCAUAUGCGGAGGAAAAACGAAGAUUACAGCAUAACCAGCACCGAGGACAUGAAUUUACCGGCUGAUAUUCCAAGCUACCUUUCUUCCCAGGGAACACUGUCAGAGCCGCCAGAAGGAUACAGUAAUUCUGAAGCUGGCAGUCACCAGCAGCUCAUGCCUACUGCUAGCGGCUGUGUUCACAAAGGAACUGAUGGAUUAUAUGUAGAUACUGGAAGUGAAGCAGAUGCAGAAAUCCUGAAUACUCCAUUUGCACCAAAUAUGCAG
This is a messenger RNA of Staurois parvus, 618 nucleotides long. The record is from the annotation of a GenBank genome assembly. NCBI's taxonomy places the organism in Eukaryota, Metazoa, Chordata, Amphibia, Anura, Ranidae.